AUGACGGCCAUGGUGGUUUAUAAUGUUAAACAAGAAGGUAUUGGUCGUGCCAUUGCUAAAAUGUUAGUGACAUGUGGAGCUAAGGUGUAUGCACUAAGUAGAACACAGUCUGAUUUGGACAGUCUAAAAGAGGAGGUACCAGGAAUAAGUACUUUAACAGUAGACCUUGUAGACUGGGAUGCCACGACUAAAGCUGUUGAAUCAAUUGGUCCGGUUGAUCUAUUGGUAAAUAAUGCUGGCUUUGGCAUUGUUCGAGCAUUCAUAGAUGUAACACAAGAAGAAUUUGAUGAGACACUGAACAUAAAUUUGAAAGCAGCUAUGCACGUGGGACAGAUUGUGGCUCGUAGUAUGAUAUCAAAAGGAACUGGUGGAAGCAUAGUCAACAUAUCAAGCCAAGCUUCGUUGAUGGCUCUCACAGGUCAUGCAGCUUACAGUGCUUCAAAAGCUGGACUCGAUAUGCUCACAAAGACAAUGGCACUAGAACUGGCAACCCAUAAAAUCCGAGUCAAUUCAGUGAAUCCAACUGUUGUACUAACAGAAUUAGGUAAACGUGCCUGGGCGGAUCCUGUUAGAUCAGAAAGUAUGACAAGUCGUAUUCCAAUGAACAAGUUUGCAGAGGUGAAAGAUGUUGUCAACGCUGUUAUUUAUCUUUUGAGUGACAAGGCUGACAUGAUUACUGGGAGUUGUUUACCGAUUGACGGUGGAUUCGUGGUGGCAGGAGUUUGA
This is a messenger RNA of Saccoglossus kowalevskii, 726 nucleotides long. Its product is annotated as L-xylulose reductase-like. The record is from RefSeq and is a predicted model, not a curated record. Gene Ontology annotation, biological process: glucose metabolic process; xylulose metabolic process. Gene Ontology annotation, molecular function: carbonyl reductase (NADPH) activity; L-xylulose reductase (NADPH) activity. NCBI's taxonomy places the organism in Eukaryota, Metazoa, Hemichordata, Enteropneusta, Harrimaniidae.